Xyrauchen texanus (razorback sucker) is the source of this 1932-nucleotide messenger RNA. It is a transcript of the gene kmt5ab, whose product is annotated as lysine methyltransferase 5Ab. Gene Ontology annotation, molecular function: histone H4K20 methyltransferase activity; protein binding. NCBI's taxonomy places the organism in Eukaryota, Metazoa, Chordata, Actinopteri, Cypriniformes, Catostomidae. The coding region runs from base 97 to 1083 and encodes 328 amino acids. The record is from RefSeq and is a predicted model, not a curated record. The transcript is spliced from 8 exons.
GCCUGAUAUAAAGCUGUUCACCAUUGCAGGCUGUAAUGUUCCUUUUGUGAAAUAGCGACCCUUUUAAUCGGACCUUUUUUUUUUUGGAAAACUAAGAUGGGAAAAGGUAAACUGGAAACUUCAACUUCUGCCAAACGAAGACCGGAGGACACAAGCAGAAACGAAAACAAUGUGAAAGAAGCUAAAGAAAACAAACAUGAAAAGUCCAUGACGUGCCUAGGGCAAUCAACAAUACACAGUUGUCUAAAUCCAAGCAAGCUACGCUCCCCAAUCCGGAACAGCCCUCUUGCCCCAAUUCAUGAGGACAAUUCUGUAACAAGCAAUUCCCCUAAUAACACAAGCAAAUCAAGUAAAGGAAAAGGUACAAGUGUGUUGACUGCACCUAAACAAAAGAACACUGGCAAGCAGAUCCAAUGGGAUCCAAUUUGUGGAUCAAAUGAGCAGACUGUUGUGCUCCAUGAAGAUUCUGAAAUAACAAAACAAAAUAAAUCUGGGCUGGGGUCUAACAGCAAAAAGUCAACAAGCAGGAAAUUGAAAGGCAAAGAUUCCAAACACAAUCGAAAGGUCACCGAUUAUUAUCCAAUUAGACGGAGUUGCAGGAAGAGCAAAGCGGAAUUAAAGUGCGAAAAGCAGCAACACAUUGAUGACCUUAUCACAAACAAUGUAGAAGUGGGGCUGAAGGUAAAAAAUAUUGAAGGAAAAGGAAGAGGUGUUUUUGCAGACAGAGAGUUCCAGACAGGCCAGUUUGUAGUGGAGUAUCAUGGGGAUUUGCUAGAGAUUGCUGAUGCUAAGGAAAGAGAAUCUCAAUAUGCUCAAGACCCAACCACAGGCUGCUAUAUGUACUACUUCCGCUACCUUGACAAAACAUACUGUGUGGAUGCUACCAAAGAAUCCAACCGUCUGGGACGACUGAUUAACCACAGUAAAAAUGGCAACCUUCAGACCAAAAUACAUGAGAUAAACGGCAUGCCUCACCUCAUCCUUCUGGCAUCCAGAGACAUCAAUAUAGAUGAGGAGCUGCUUUAUGAUUAUGGUGACCGGAGUAAAGAAGCCAUUGCUGCUCAUCCUUGGCUCAAACACUAACUCUCUUUUAUAUAAGUUUUUGUUGGCGUUCGUAUAGACACAUGUUAUGUUUUCAUGUAGUAAACUUGUACUGUAAAGAUACAAGUAAUGUGUUGCCAAAAAAGUCAAUUUACCAUAAAAUGAAUUGUACCCUGUAUUGUGAUUGACCCACAGUGCCUAUAACUUAUUUCUUAAAGGAUUGUUAUAUUGUGGGUUUAUGCUGAAUGAAGAAGCCCUCUUAUUUUUUUUAGCCAUUUGCUAACCUCUGUCUUCAUGAUAAAGGAAUGGUGGAUGAUUCCAUUCAGUUGAGCAUUAUUUUUUUUUUAUAUACAUAUAUAGAUUUGUGCAAAAUGAAGCAUUUUAACGUGCACUGGAGUUUAUUUUAAAAUGCGUUUGGCCCAUUUUUUUUUUUUUUUUUUUUUUGUAUUGAAUUAUUUGUAUAUUUUAAGCUCAUUUAAAAUGUACAUUGUUCACAAGAACAAAAUAUAUAACACAGCUUAAAAACAUGUUUUUAUAAACAAUUUAAAGUAAUAGUGUAGAAAUUGUUUGGAUCUCUUUCAGUAAACAAAGUUCAGUGAUUAAACUUUAUAAUUUUCUUCCUGCAUUUGGACACAAAUGGAAUUAUAACUUGUGAUUAAAGCCACAUUCCAUGUAAUACCCUUGUAGCUUUAUAUAAUUUAAGAGAUUCAUUGAAUUACAAAUCAUCUGUACAGCAAUCCCUUAACUAAAAUACAUCAAAAUACUAUUGUAUAUGUUUAUGUAGUAUCUUCUUAAAAAUGCCUAGUGAAAUCUCAUGCUAAUUAACAUUAUGAAUGUGGUGAUAUAACAAAAAAAAGUGAUUUCCUUUCCAAAAGCUUGUCAAUAGCUGUC